ACCACCACAACAACAACAACAUACCCCUCAGCAAUUCACGAAAUGUCUGCAGCUCAAAUAUUCUCAGCCCUUGUCAUUCCUACGGAAAAGGUUCUGUCCACACUUAAAGAGGUGGCAGACCUCCUCUGCAGGAACCACACCCACAAUAUUGCACCCCUCGACAUCAAGACUGGCGAGAUCGCGGAAUUAUAUACCAUAACCAUCGACUGCGGCGGUGACGACAUCAUCUGGCAGGCGGAAAUGUGGCCCGACUGCCGCUUCAAGACCAUCAAGCGCUGCAAGAGAGUUUCCAUACCCAACAGUACGUGCUAGCAACAUUCUGCCUCACCCCCCUCCCUCUCCCCCUCCCAAAAAAAAAACUGCGAAAAGGGCUAACCCGAGAAUGGAAAUCAUAUAGUUAGCCCUGCCAGAGGCUCUCUACCGCUUCUUCAACCGCGACGUACCUGGAAUGAGGACCUUUGCAAUGAGAUUCUUCAGCUGAUUCACGUGACGGGUCCUGAGCGGAACUGGUGGAGAGAUGAGUCCGUGUUUAAGGAUAAUGAGCCUACCGACAUUUGGCAUGUUUCCCCAUCCCUUCACUUUUCUUUUGUUAUCAGUUUUUCUCCCCCGAAAUAGGUCUAACAGUGUAUGGACUGGGGAAUAGCUAUCUUUACCACCCAGGCUUCGGAAACAGCACACCCCAGAGCCAUCCAAGGACACUCCAUGUGGGAUAUCAAGCAUUUCUUGUCGGCGAUAACCUUCCCGCCUACUACCGCACCAUGGAACGGCUUCACCAGUUGCCGAGUACCAGGAAUCAGUUAG
Molecule: messenger RNA, 801 nt
Organism: Tuber aestivum (summer truffle)
Lineage: Eukaryota; Fungi; Ascomycota; Pezizomycetes; Pezizales; Tuberaceae
Source: the annotation of a GenBank genome assembly